GACGGCGAGGGGACACGCGGCGGCGGCAACGGCGGCGGCCAUCGAUGCUGCUUGCCUUGGCCCGACGAGAGCUUUGAAUGGUAUUUUGACGUUUCGAGAAAAAACUUUGGCCUUGUGAUGAAGCGCGAUCCGUGUAUUCACAACGGUAGUGUGGUGCGAGUGUGUCGAGUGUGUCUCGUAACGUGGAAUAUUGCGACGCCAUUUACGUUUCACCGUUCGUGUUGAAAAAUCUAAACGCAGAUUUCGACGGCGACGCUGUCACCGUCAUGAUUGUUCGCGGGAUCGAAGCGUCGCUAGAGAUCGAAGAAUGUAUGAGUGAACCCAUGCUGUACGGCUCUGGACCGCGUUUCACAUUCUGUCAGUCCCUGAUUUUUCGUAUCUUUCGCCGUUUGGCAUUCGAUGACGAGACGGACGAACGACGCGCUUUCCGAGAUCCCUCGAACAUAUCUGCAACUUUGGCCCGUCGUACACUCGAGUCUCGCCUCGACCUGUGGGGGAGAUGCAACGACAGAGCACGGGCUCGAGCUCGCCGCAUCUUUGGUCGCUGGUACGACUGUUACAUCACUGUGCUAGCACGCGCGUGGAAUCGCGGAGGGAUAGCGAUGGCCACGUUGGUCCACUCAAGCCCGAGCACCAGCAGCGAGCCGUGGAACCACCCGAACACAAGUCGUCACUAAGCCAGCCCACCAAGAAUGACGAAAAUGAAGAGUGGGAAGAAGAGUACGGUGACGUUGCAGUCUGGCGUGGACUAUCGAUAUUGGAUUACACACUGUCAUUGGCUAUCGUUCGUGGAGCUACAGACACCGAGGGAACUCGAGUAUCGUCGAUACCUGGACGAUUUCAUUUCGGUCAGCAAAAACGUGCCUAAAACAUCGUACUUUGCCAGCGGACUGAAAUGGGUGGUGCAAACGUGUGACGUGAACAACGGCGACCUGCUGAUGAGAGGACGUUUGCUACUGAGCAAUCUGGAUUACUAUUUACGAGACGUGGAACGUGAUUUUUUGUUAGCUAUGUAAUACCAUUGUAAUCGUAAUAUUCAUUGUAAUCGUAAUAUUCGGU
Messenger RNA from Harpegnathos saltator (Jerdon's jumping ant), 1059 nucleotides. RefSeq lists its product as uncharacterized. NCBI's taxonomy places the organism in Eukaryota, Metazoa, Arthropoda, Insecta, Hymenoptera, Formicidae. The transcript is spliced from 2 exons. The record is from RefSeq and is a predicted model, not a curated record. The coding region runs from base 693 to 1016 and encodes 107 amino acids.